Ilex paraguariensis (yerba mate) is the source of this 778-nucleotide messenger RNA. NCBI's taxonomy places the organism in Eukaryota, Viridiplantae, Streptophyta, Magnoliopsida, Aquifoliales, Aquifoliaceae. The record is from the annotation of a GenBank genome assembly.
AACAGUUGGAAUCAUGGAAACCAUUCUCUCCUCCACAACUCUCCAACUCAGACCUCUCCACCUUCCUUCUCUCUCCUCCACUGCUUCCCCAUUUUUAACCUCUCCACUAAGAAUAUGCAGACCCACAAAGAGAACCACUUCUGUUCAAAUCAACCCAUCUUCCUCAAUAUUGCCUCUCAAAGUAUCUGCUACUUCACAAGCUGCCUCUGCUUCCACUGAGACCUCCACAAGCUCUUCCAUACCCUCCAAAAUGAAGGCUUGGGUCUACGACGAAUACGGAGGAGUCGAUGUUUUGAAGUUUGAUUCCAGUGUUUCUGUGCCUGAAAUCAAAGAUGACCAGGUCUUGAUCAAGGUUGCAGCAGCAGCUCUUAACCCUGUUGAUUUCAAGAGGAGACUAGGAAAAUUCAAGGCCACUGAUUCUCCUCUUCCGACUGUUCCAGGAUACGAUGUUGCUGGUGUGGUGGUAAAGGUUGGUAGCCAAGUAAAAGGCCUAAAGGAAGGAGAUGAAGUAUAUGGGGACAUACAUGAGAAAGCACUGGAAGGACCUAACCAGAUUGGCUCUUUGGCAGAGUACACUGCUGUUGAAGAGAAAUUGUUGGCUCUGAAACCAAAGAACAUAGAUUUUGCUCAGGCUGCUGGCUUUCCUCUUGCAAUUGAGACGGCAUACGAAGGUCUUGAAAGGUCUGGUUUUUCCGCUGGUAAAUCUAUCCUUGUUCUGGGAGGUGCUGGCGGAGUUGGAUCCCUCGUAAUUCAGUUGCCUUGGUCUGGUCACUGUUAG